CCACGCCCGGCCUGGUCGCAGGCGGCUUCCUGUGGGCCCGCCUGCCUCCUAUCUCGUCGUUUCCCGGCGUUGACUGUCUGGGCCGGGCCUGGGCCUCGGCCUCCCCGCGUCCCCUCUUCCCCUGCGGCCUGGACCUGCCUGAGCUCCCCAGCCAACAGUCCGCCAUCUAGUUCUCCGGUUGCCCCCGCCUGGUCCCGCUCCUCCGCGGUUUCCCGCCCAGCCGUAGCUUCCCCUUUUGCCUUCGUCGGCCGCCCUUUGCCCCUUCCCGCCCUUUCGUGCUAGCUUGUGAGCCCGGUGCUCGUUGGCCCCUUUCUCUUCGGCCUCAAUCCUUUCUUCUCCUGCUUUCCUUGUGCCUUGGCCCUGCUCCAGCCGCUCUUUUUGGCCGGGAGACCCUCUGAAGGGGGCAGCUUCUCAGCUCGAGACCCUGGACGGGUAGACGCCCUGGACAGCUCUCCAUUCGGCGUUGUCCCUUAUUUCCAUGUCCCCCAAGUUUGCCCCCGACUCUGUUUAACCGCGACAGAGCCAGAGUCUGGGUGAAAAGGAUUAACGUAGUGUUUUGGCUGUGGCACUGAGAGUGUUAAGGGAUGAGUGGGUGUGCAAAGAGAGGCGUGAAUGUGUUUUUUGUCCUAGGUGCCGAUUGUUUCAGUUCGGUCUUGUUUACCUCUUGCAGAGUUGCUGGGCAGGGUUUUCUACCCCAGACUUCACGCUCUCCGCUGGUCUGGGAAAUUUUUGAAAUCUUUUAACACUGUGGAUGACACGCUUACUCGCGGAUCCCUUAUUUAUGAUUCUCAGGUCUUUUCGGGGGUCCUGGAAAAGUUAGACCGAGGCUUGGGGUUCAAGAGGUCUUGGUUAAAAUGGCAAGAUGUAAAUUAGAUUGUGACACAGAGUCGUCGACAGAGAAAACCAGGAAUUUGCCCUUUUGAUGGAGGAACUUUAGAAGAACUUGACCAUUUUUGAAAGAUUGGGGAAAAUCCAAGGCAAAGUUAAAUUGCCCUGUGUGAUUUUACUUAAUACAAAUAACUUCUAAUAGGCCUUUAAAAGUUAGAUCUCUUUGGAGAUUAUUCAACUUAAAUAAGUCACUGCAGUGAAAACGGCAAGAAUGUGUUUGACAAUUUUAUUAAUAAUAGUUAAUGAGGAAGGACAAACCAAUUAUAUCUGUAGUCAGGAGUUAGUUGGACUGCUCUUGCUUUCCGUGAAUGGGAAGCUGGGAAUACAGAGCAUAAUAAGCUUUUUGUAAUUACAAACAUGGCUCUCAUCUGGUAUUUAAAGUCAUGUCUACGACUCAUGUUUGUUCUGGGUUAAAAUAACUGAACAAAAAAAAGUAUUAACGGGAACAUCCGUAGUAGUGUAAAAACUUUCACAAUGAAAUCUGAAGCCAAGGAUGGAGAGGAGGAGAGUCUACAAACCGCUUUCAAGAAAUUAAGAGUGGAUGCAUCAGGGUCCGUAGCAUCUCUUUCUGUUGGAGAGGGCACAAGUGUCAGAGCAUCCGUCAGAACAGCAGCAGAUGAUACCAAACCUAAAACCACAUGUGCAUCUAAAGAUAGUUGGCAUGGGUCUACAAGGAAGUCUUCACGAGGAGCAGUGAGAACUCAGCGUCGUCGACGUUCUAAGUCUCCGGUCCUUCAUCCUCCAAAGUUUAUUCAUUGCAGUACAAUAGCAUCUUCUUCCAGCAGCCAACUCAGGCACAGAAGCCAGACUGACUCCCCUGAUGGCAGCAGUGGGCUGGGAAUUUCAACUCCUAAAGAGUUCAGUGCAGGAGAAAGCUCAACUUCUCUUGAUGCUAAUCAUAUGGGGGCAGUCAUUGAGCCUUUGAGAACUUCGGUUCCAAGGCUCCCAUCAGAGAGUAAGAAAGAAGACUCCUCUGAUGCUACCCAAGUCUCCCAAGCAAGUCUCAAAGCCAGUGAUCUCUCUGACUUUCGAUCUGUUUCCAAGCUAAACCAGGGCAAGCCAUGUGCAUGCAUAGGCAAGGAAUGCCAGUGUAAGAGAUGGCACGAUAUGGAGGUGUAUUCCUUUUCAGGCCUGCAGAAUGUCCCUCCUUUGGCUCCAGAACGAAGAUCAACCCUUGAGGACUACUCUCAGUCACUGCACACCCGAACUCUGUCUGGCUCUCCUCGCUCCUGUUCUGAGCAAGCUCGAGUCUAUGUGGAUGAUGUGACCAUUGAGGACCUAUCAGGCUACAUGGAGUAUUACUUGUAUAUUCCCAAGAAAAUGUCCCACAUGGCAGAAAUGAUGUACACCUGAUAGCAGGAAGCUAAUCCAUUUGCUUUAAACCAAUGAAGGGUUAUCAAAGAGAUUUAGUUAAUGACAGACCUUGCAGCCACUUUGUGUGAGAAGACAUCUCUUUCUGCUCACUGUGCUUGCAAUAAAAACUUUUCUUGGCAUCUCAGUUAAUCUUAUCUUCAUUCUUUAAACUUGCUCUCUGAGUUCUUACAUACCCAUCAAGGCAAGCAGAUCAAAGAAAAUCCCUCUCAUUUAGAAAUGUCCCUGGGGGAUGAAGAAACCAUAAUUACUGGAAACUGGCAGAAGGGAGUGUGUUAUAAAAGCCUUUGUAAUACAGUGCAUUUUUUAGAUCUGUUUAAGAUUUGGUAGCCAAGGAAACACAGAUGUGGUUUUGUAACUGUACUGAAAAUUUGUUGUGCUGUAGUUGCCAGCCCUUAAUAUUAGAAGUUACAAGACUAAUUUAAACCAUCUCUGAUUUAACACAAGAUUUAUUGUAUCUAUAAACGUUUUUAAUGUUAUUGUUAAGCCAGAGAUCUAAAGUUUAGAUUCAAUUUGAAUAAACUAGCUGGCCUGCCCU
Messenger RNA from Nycticebus coucang (slow loris), 2797 nucleotides. RefSeq names its product oxidative stress responsive serine rich 1 (gene OSER1). NCBI's taxonomy places the organism in Eukaryota, Metazoa, Chordata, Mammalia, Primates, Lorisidae. The transcript has 4 exons. Gene Ontology annotation, biological process: cellular response to hydrogen peroxide. The record is from RefSeq and is a predicted model, not a curated record. Bases 1363 to 2241 code for a protein of 292 amino acids.